Messenger RNA from Formica exsecta, 1466 nucleotides. Its product is annotated as voltage-dependent anion-selective channel protein 2-like. The transcript has 5 exons. The coding region runs from base 542 to 1402 and encodes 286 amino acids. Gene Ontology annotation, cellular component: mitochondrial outer membrane. Lineage: Eukaryota; Metazoa; Arthropoda; Insecta; Hymenoptera; Formicidae. Gene Ontology annotation, biological process: monoatomic anion transmembrane transport. The record is from RefSeq and is a predicted model, not a curated record. Gene Ontology annotation, molecular function: voltage-gated monoatomic anion channel activity.
ACAAAAAUACGCAUCGGGUCCUCUAUAUUAGGGUCAGAGCGAAUCCUAACGCAUUCGCUGAUCGAUGCAAACCUUGUCAAGUGACAUCAUCCCUCGCAUCAUUCAGGGUUUAGCUCAUGUAUAUGUAUGCACUUACACGAAUGCACCGCGUAUCACCCUCGGUUCGAAUGUUCCUCGAUCCGCAUUCAUCGAUAGUUCGAACCGAUAGUGCCUCACUUCCUUCCUCGAUCAAGUUCACUUCAUUAUUCUGAUGACUUUGGCAGUAAAGCGUGAAAAAAGCAUCGACCUCGUUUCUCUAUAAAAGUCGCGCAAUUAAUCGGUCUACUUCUACUCGAGUCCCAUUCGAACCCGCGACGAACAAUUGACAUUGACCAUGUUUUCGUCAUGUCGAGGAAUUCUCGCGUAUGUCGUCAGUUCGAAUUACAUCAGAGCUCCAAUCUGCUGAGUCUCAGAUUAUCCAACAGGACUAAAACAGAAAAAGGGAGAGCAAAUUCUACAGAAACAAGAAGAUAAUUUAUUCCACGAUAUUCCUGAAUUCGUGAUGGAGGUACCAAGUUUCGCUGAUCUCGGGAAAAGCGCAAGGGAUGUCUUCAAGACGGCCUAUCACCAAGGCAAGGGCCUUAUCAAGCUCAAUGUCAGGACCAAAUCCGCCAAGAGAUUUCAGAUGAUGAGUGACACAACUUUGAAUUUCGAGGCAUCAAAGUUAAGCGGUUUAAUGGAGACGAGAUACAAGGCGGACGCUGGAGCCCUGUUGCUAAAAUGGACGACUGAGGGCGUGCUUUUUCUGGGCUACGAGUUUAAUGGGCUGCUAAUGAAGGGCGUUGAUUUACUCUCCGAAUGCGCUUACAAUCCACAGACAUCCGCGAAAAGCGUGAAGGUCGGCUCGAAAUUCGCCAACGAGAGGAUCAACGCACACUGCGAGAUCUCCAACGAUCUAAAUUCGGGUACCAGUUUGCUCGGGACAGUGGUGGUGAAAUGCAAGGAUCUCCUCUUGGGCUGUCGAGCCGGCUACGACACAGCCCUGAACAAGGUGACGAAGAACGACAUCGGUCUGGUUUACGGUUGCCCCGAUGUUGAUUUGCAUUUUCGAUGUACUUGUAUACCACACGAGUACGGGCUCUCUGUGUGGUAUAAAGUGAAUCCUGACAUGGAUGUCGCGGUCAAUGGUAUAUUCGCGAGACGGGGCGACGUGCAAAAAUGGACUGUCGGUGCCGGGGCGAAGUGUAAAAUCGACGACAGCUCGACUUUGCGAUUUAAAUUCAACACUGAUUUACAAUUGGCCACGAGUCUCUUGCAGAAGCUAAACGACGGAGUCGCGUUAAUCCUUUCAUUCAACAUCGAUUGUGCGAACAUUACCAGAGGCGGUCACAGAGUCGGAUUGGCACUCAACGUCGAAGCUUAAAAUUGCAAAAUCCUUUUUUUUUUGGCAGAUAUUGCGCAGCAUACUUAUAUCAUCUAUUGUCUCU